Tricharina praecox is the source of this 1273-nucleotide messenger RNA. Its product is annotated as mitochondrial carrier domain-containing protein. Lineage: Eukaryota; Fungi; Ascomycota; Pezizomycetes; Pezizales; Pyronemataceae. The record is from RefSeq and is a predicted model, not a curated record. Gene Ontology annotation, cellular component: mitochondrial inner membrane. The transcript is spliced from 4 exons. Gene Ontology annotation, molecular function: phosphate transmembrane transporter activity. Gene Ontology annotation, biological process: mitochondrial phosphate ion transmembrane transport. The coding region runs from base 203 to 1171 and encodes 322 amino acids.
UGACAUCACCCCUCACGUCUCAGCUUCCAGGUUUCCGCUGCUGGAUAAACUGCGUGCCGGAGAUAAGACGGUGCAGCAACAACACAACUCGGCUGCCGGUUGAGCCGGAUACACAAUAUAACGAGCACUUCUUUUCCUUCGUUCUUCCCUUUUAUCUUCACAUCGACGGAGUCACAGAACCCCACAGCAUAUCACUCGAGCCAUGGACAAAGCGCAAGCACUCGCCGCGAAAGCCACCCCCGGCGGCCCGGGGAUUGAGCUGUACUCCGCGAAAUUCUACGGCGCGUGCACCAUUGGCGGGAUGCUUGCUUGCGGCGUAACACACACCGCCGUCACCCCGCUAGACCUUGUCAAAUGCCGCAGACAAGUGGAUUCGAAGCUCUACAAGGGCAACUUCCAAGCGUGGAGCACGAUCAUGCGGGCCGAGGGCGUGCGCGGGAUCUACACCGGCGGCUCCCCCACGUUCUUUGGGUACAGUGCGCAGGGAGCGUUUAAAUACGGCGGAUACGAGUACUUCAAGAAAGCGUACUCGACGCUCGCGGGCCCCGAGAACGCCGAGCGCUACAAGACCGGAGUCUAUCUUGCUGCGUCGGCCAGUGCAGAGUUCCUGGCGGAUAUCGCGCUGUGCCCGUUCGAGGCGGUCAAGGUGCGCAUGCAGACGACGAUUCCGCCCACGUUCACAGGCACCUUCCAGGGCAUCUCGAGUGUGGUGGCGAAGGAGGGCGUGGCUGGCCUGUAUAAGGGCAUUGUCCCGUUGUGGGGGAGGCAGAUUCCUUACACGAUGAUGAAAUUCGCCUCGUUCGAAACGAUCGUUUCGAUGAUCUACGCGCGGCUCGCGAAGCCCAAGGACCAAUACGGCAAGGGCGUGCAGACGGCGGUAUCCUUCACGGGAGGCUACCUCGCCGGAAUCCUGUGCGCGAUCGUAUCACACCCGGCAGACGUGAUGGUCUCCAAGCUGAACCAGAAGCGCGCGCCCGGCGAGAGCGCGGGCCAGGCCACCAGUAGAAUCUACAAGCAGAUUGGGUUCGGAGGGUUGUGGAAUGGUCUGCCUGUCAGGAUCGUCAUGAUUGGUACCCUCACCGGUCUGCAGUGGCUCAUGUAUGAUUCGUUCAAGAUCAUGGUCGGACUGCCGACUACGGGUGGCGCGGCUGCGGAGGAGGAGAAGAAGUAGAAUGGGAUAGAGAAUGGGGAAAAUAAGGGGAAGAAGGAGGACGGAGCGAGGUUGCUUUGAUUUGGCGUAAUAUACCAACCAGUCUUUAUUCGUUCAUUAUCA